CAGAGAUUGAAGGAUUAUAACAAUUUUGAAAUCAACUCUUUUCUUUUGAUGACUAAUAUUUCGUUUACAUUUUAAAUUCAAACUUAAAUAUAGUUCGCUAGCUGUGACAACUAAAUGACUUGUGAAAACGUAGGGAUUUUAGUAAAAGCAUUUUUUAUAUAUAAUAAAAUCGAUGCAGAAGUAUUGGUUUCGGUGUAGUAUUUUUAAAUUGCUCUUGUGUUUUUAACGUAAUUCUUUUUUUCGAUAGGUUAAAAAAGGAGAAUAUGUUGGGUGUGUUCUGUGUUUAGAUGGAUGUGCUUUAAAGGAUGAAAUAUAAGUGUUUUAAGCCUUCAAAAGAGAAAGUAGAUUUUUCAACCAGGAAGUUAUUUGCUUCUGAAUAUAAUUCAGUGAAACAUGUACUUGAAUGAAGAUGUAGUGAUGACUAUGAAACAUCAGGUUGACCAAUAACAAUAACUCAAAUUAAACUUUCACAUUAAAGAAAGUUUUGGUUGAACUCAUUAUAUGUUGAACCUUCCUUAUCAUAUGACAUGGCAUCAAAGCAGAUUCAGUGUGAAAUGUGCGGUAAUGAAAAUGCAGUUGGAAAUUGCAAAAGUUGCGGAUACGUUGGUGAAACUUGUAUUGAUAUUCACAAGACAGUAAAGGUUUUUUCAAACGCAUACUGUGAUUAUGCACGAGGCUGUUGAAAUGCAUGGGUAUGGAUCAGAAAAUCCAAAUCUCAUAUUGCGGGACAUCACAGAAGAAAAGUGUAAGCAGCAUCCGACUGAGAAGGCUAUAUUUCUAUGUAAUAUUCAUGAUUCCAUGAUUUGUGGCCGAUGCCUUCAUUCGGAACAUAUUCCUUGUGCAAAAGACGUCGUUGACUUGUUGCAUGAAGUAGUUAACAUUGACUGCGGUAAAGUUAACACAAUGAAGUCAUUAUUGAAAGAGGUAAAACAUGAAGUUCUGCUUUUAAAAGAUGAAGCAGAACACAGUAAGGAGUGCUACAAAACUAAUGCUGAUAAAUGCGUGCAAGUAUGUAUGGAAUUAGGAAAUAAAAUUAAACAACGUGUAGAUGAACUGACAAUUGGCAUAAGAGACGAGAUAACGGAGAAACAUAACGAAAACUUGACCACCCAUUCCCAUAUUACUAAAAUAUGUGAUGAAAAAACCAAGUGGUGUGACGAUGAAGAAAGUAAAAUUGACGAUUUUGUUGACAAUAAUAUGGCUGGACACUUGUACCUUAUGAGCAGACAUUUUGAGAAAGAGGUCUCGGAUGUCAGAUCCCAGCUCAAAGAAAUCAAACACAAACAUACUUUUAAAGGGUUCGACUUCAAAGAAAACAAUGUUAUACUAAAAUGCCUGUUUGAGGAUUUGGAGGAAGUUUGUGAACAACAAGACGAAGUUACUGGGAGCGACGAUGGAAGUGCCAACGAUGUUUGCGCAUCCACUACCAAAAUAAAAAAGACUCGACGGGAGCUCACUGCACUGUUGAGUCAAAUCAAACAAGACUUAGAUCAAUCUGAAAAGACAAGGAAUGCACUUUGUGAUGAGCUGAAACGAGUGAAACAAGACAAAGAUAAUUCAGAAAAGAAAAGAAAAUUACUCGAACAAGAAUUACUGAAAGCGAAACAGGGCAUAGAGGAAUCUGAAAAGACAAGGAAGGGGUUUGAACAAGAGUUACUGAGGGCGAAACAAUGCAUAGAGGAAUAUGAAAAGUAUUCAAAGAACAAAUUCGACUUCUGAAAGACAGCACCAAGUGUAAGUUAACUUAAAACAACUACGUAUUGUACAGGUAUCAACACAUAAUUUAAGGGACAAUGCAUUACAAAAGAAUAUCCGUAGUAAGUAUUUCAUAAUGAUAUUAAUUACAUUAUUAUGUAUCAUUCAUUGCAUAGAUUUGUGUCAAAAGUUGCGAAUAUUAGGUUGAAUUUCAACUGGUAUGUGCUUAAAGCACAAAGAGAUGAGGUGUAUCUUACCUCCCGGGACUAAUUAUUGAAUUGUGAUCAAAUUCGUUAUGGAGCUAACAUUUAUGAAAGUAAUUUUGCUUUUAAGGGACUCAACCAACUGGAACAGUUGAGGUCAAGUACAGCCAUGAACCUUUAAGUCUUCCUGUCAUCAAUUUGAGUUUUACAUUCCCGGAUGGCAUUCAGACGAGGGUGGACGACAUAUGAUUUAUACACACUUACAUUGAAAGCGGAGCUGUCAGCCAAAGGUAUCACAGAAGCGAGCAUAGAUCAGACGGAGGAGCUGUACGAGACCUUAACAGUUGAGGGUCGGUAACCUGCAUUAGUGUUAUGUUGUCGAAAUACUACCUCUAAAUGAUUAAGUCAUAUAUUAAAAACAAAACUAUCAUGCUGGUGUUGUAUCUGACAUGGUAUGUCAAUCUAGAAUCUUUCUACCAACAAUCGAGAUUGCUCUUGUGCAUUUAGUGAACAUUGUUUUGAAAUGUUUGUCUAAAAGAGGGAUUUUGAA
Messenger RNA from Mya arenaria, 2448 nucleotides. RefSeq lists its product as uncharacterized. Bases 667 to 1719 code for a protein of 350 amino acids. Gene Ontology annotation, molecular function: zinc ion binding. The transcript has 8 exons. Lineage: Eukaryota; Metazoa; Mollusca; Bivalvia; Myida; Myidae. The record is from RefSeq and is a predicted model, not a curated record.